AUGGACGCCAAUUUACAAAAGGCGCUCCUAGACCGAGUCUACGACAAGCGCAAGGCGGCGACCCUCGACCUAGAGAAGCAGGUUCGCGAAGCCCUAGGAAAAGGGGAUCGAGCUAGAGUCAAUCUCAUCAUCCAGCAGUUGUGUACACUGCUCAGCUCCCCUCCACAGAACAUCAAUGCGCGCAAUGGUGGGCUCAUAGGACUCGCUGGGAUAUCCAUUGCGCUAGGCGUGGAUAUUGCGCCCUAUUUGGAGAGUAUCGUGCCGCCCGUCUUGGCUUGCUUUACCGAUGCAGAUUCAAAGAUUCGCUACUUUGCCUGUGAAUCCUUCUACAACAUCGCCAAAGUAUGCAAAGGCGAGAUCCUCAUCUACUUCAAUCAAAUAUUCGACGCCCUCUCCAAGCUAGCAGCAGACAGCGAAGUCUCCGUAAAGAACGGAGCAGAACUCCUCGACCGUCUCCUCAAGGACAUCGUAUGUGAGGCCGCACCAGACCAUGUCUCCCAUUUCCAGGACAUCCCUCACAUCCGCUCACGGCAGGACGCUCUUGCCGGGUACGUGGGCGGAGUGGCCGAGAUGGACGUGGCACGCGAAAAGGCCAGCAUGGGCGCUGGUGCUGGAGCACGACUGCCCGGCCAAGUAGGGCAGAGGGACGACGAGCAGGCCAGCGCGGCCAACAAGACGUUUAGUCUUGCACGCUUCGUCCCCCUUCUCGCUGAGCGCAUGUACGUGCUUAGCCCCUUUACGCGCAACUACCUCGUUGGGUGGAUCACCGUCCUCGACUCGGUACCCGAUUUGGAGCUGGUCAGCUACCUGCCCCACUUUCUUGAUGGGCUACUCAAGUACCUCUCUGAUCCUAAUACUGAUGUGAGGCUCGCGACGGCUAAUGUCCUUGUGGAGUUUCUAAGGGAGAUUAAGGAGGCGGCUCAGCUUGGUGCAGGGCAAGGGGCGAGUUCCGACAAGAAGAAGAACAACAACCAGAGGAGGAGCAGUGCGACCAGCGGUGCUGGUACUACACGGGGUGGGGAUAACCAGAACGAAGACAGCCCUCCACGCCCAGACGGGGCAGACGACGAUGCUCUUGACAGCACGCAGGAUACCUCCUCCAACAAGGGCGGCGAGGACGCGUGGAUCCCCGGCCGACGCAUCCGAAUCGACUUUGCCUCGAUCAUGGAGAUCCUGAUAAACCAUAUCGCCUAUCCGGACGAGGAGAUUCAGGCUACCACUUUGCAAUGGAUCGCCGAGCUACUCGUUGUGGUCAAGGAUGUCGUCGUCCCUUUCACGCCGAGAUUGAUCCCGGCUAUCCUACCCAGCCUGGCGCAUCAUUCCCCCGCGAUCCAGAUGGCGGCGAGCGAGACGAACGUGAAUCUCUUUGCGGUCAUUCAGGGAUUGCCGGCGCCGGUUGUGGUAGCAGGGACGCAAGGGGAGGGGAGGAGCGACUCGCCGGGGGAUAGCGUGACGAGCAUGGCCACCAAGGGCAAGAAGACUACACCAGCGCCAGGAGCAGGCGUCACCAUCACUUCACCGCCCUUGUCGCCACGUCUCAGCUCAACGACCCUACAAGACGAUCGUCCCUUCCCUCACUCCCUCCCUACGUCGCAGGACAGUGCUCUCACCUCCCUCCACGCUGGUCAAGCACAAUCAGACCCCUUCGACUACCCAAGCACAGUCUCCCAACUGACCCUCCAGCUACUAGACCAGCACGCCGAAACACGCAUAGAAGCCCUCGAGUGGCUCCUUAUGCUACACUCAAAGGCGCCCGCCCGCAUCCUUACCAUGCACGACGGGACCUUCCCUGCCCUACUGAAGACCCUCUCCGACCCCAGCGAGGAGGUCAUUCGGUGUGACCUCAGGUUGCUCGCUCAGAUCUCCAAUAGUACGAGUGCGGCUGGAGGAGGAGGGGGAGGGGCAGGGGCGAGGGGUCAGCAGGACGAGUAUUUCAGCAGCUUUAUGGCCAACCUGCUUCAGUUGUUCAGUACGGAUCGUAGGUUGUUGGAGACGCGGGGGAGCUUGAUCAUAAGACAGCUCUGCGCAAGUUUGCAGACGGAACGUAUCUUUCGCACCCUGGCCGAGCUAUUGGAACGUGAUGAGGACCUGGAAUUCGCGAGCAUCAUGGUCCAGAACCUCAACAUCAUCCUUAUCUCCUCCCCGGAAUUGCACGAUUUUCGACGAAGGUUACGACAGCACGAUUCACCGUCUCAUCGAGGCUCCUCGUCCUCAUCAGGUGGAGACGGUGCACAGCUCUUCUGCACCCUCUACCGUUCUUGGUGCCACAACGCCGUUGCGGCCCUCUCGCUUUGCCUGCUCAGUCAGGCGUACGAGCACGCCAGUAACCUGCUGAGCGUAUUCGGCGAGUUGGAGGUGACGGUCCCCAUGCUUAUCCAGAUUGAUAAGCUGGUCCAACUCUUGGAGAGCCCCAUCUUUACCAGCUUGAGACUACACCUCCUCGAGGCGGACAAGAAUACUUUCCUCCUCAAGGCACUUUACGGUUUGCUCAUGCUCUUGCCCCAGAGUAGCGCUUUUGCCACACUGCGCAAUCGAUUGAGCGCGGCGAGCAGUAUGGGGCCCGGGGUACGAUCGAGCAACACACACGUGGGAGGAGGUGGUGGUGCGAUGCAGGGCCAGCAGGGGGGGCAACAACAACAGCAGCAGCAACAGCAGCAGCAGCAGGCGAGCCGGGCAGGAGGGAAAGGGGCAGGACGCGACGAGAUCAAGUGGGGGGAGCUACUCGCCUGGUUCAGGCAGACACAGAUGCGUCAUGAGCGCGUCCGAAGGGCUAAUACGGCCGCUGCGGCCCUCGGGUCAGCGGGGCUGGGGCAUGCUGGUGCGGGCCUGAAUGUGGGGAUGCCACCAGGCGGAGGAGGCAGCGCAGGCGGAGGGGGAGGGGACGGUUUGGUGCCAGGCAUGACGGGGGGGUCGCGCGUUGCAUCAACUACGAUGAUUGGCGGGCAUGCGAGCGGGAGUGGGAGCGCUAGCGCAGGACCGAUGUCGCCUGGCUUGCCCGGCUCGAGGAUCUCAUCCAUGGGUGCCGCGAAUACGGGAAGACGGCGAGGAGGUACGGGGACAGGCACUACCAACAAUUCUUCGCUCGGUUUCGCCUCUCCUCGCGGCGGAGGAUCAGGGGUAACAGCCCAGCCUACUUCGUCUGGGCCGACGUACAGCGCCUUUGGAAUUCCAGCGACGACGACAACGACGACAACCUCUUCGCCAUCCCAAGUCGCGGGCGCGAACGCGGCUAUCAAUCGGGCCGUCUCGCCCAGCAAUGCUUCGAGCAGAGGAGGGGGAGCGCAGGGUGGUGGUGGUGGGGCCUUGUCACGCUUGAGCGGUGGGGGCGGAGGCGGUGGCGGUGGCGGUGCGUCGAAGCGGUGA
Jaminaea rosea is the source of this 3363-nucleotide messenger RNA. RefSeq names its product ARM repeat-containing protein. Bases 1 to 3363 code for a protein of 1120 amino acids. Gene Ontology annotation, cellular component: PAS complex; fungal-type vacuole membrane; endosome membrane. The transcript has 4 exons. Gene Ontology annotation, molecular function: protein binding. Gene Ontology annotation, biological process: positive regulation of kinase activity; phosphatidylinositol biosynthetic process. NCBI's taxonomy places the organism in Eukaryota, Fungi, Basidiomycota, Exobasidiomycetes, Microstromatales. The record is from RefSeq and is a predicted model, not a curated record.